Capsicum annuum is the source of this 633-nucleotide messenger RNA. RefSeq lists its product as uncharacterized. The annotation marks the transcript as partial. The record is from RefSeq and is a predicted model, not a curated record. The transcript is spliced from 2 exons. NCBI's taxonomy places the organism in Eukaryota, Viridiplantae, Streptophyta, Magnoliopsida, Solanales, Solanaceae.
AUGGAAGAAAUAAACGAAAUAGGGGGUUUGACUCGAUCGGGAAGAUGCUAUGUUCCAGAAGAAUUAAGGAGACCAAAACAGUUUAAAGAUAGUCAAGGGCCAAUGAAAAAACCUGUCACAAACGAAGAGGCUGAGAAAUUUCUGAAGAAAAUGCAAACCCAAGACUAUUCCAUUGUCGAUCAAUUGAGGAAAACCCCGGCUCAAAUAUCAUUAUUAUCCCUUCUGCUACAUUCUAAAGAACAUUGUCAGGCAUUGAUCAAGUUGUUGAAUGAAGCAUACGUCCCAAAGGAAACUACGGUAUGUCAAAUAGAAAGGAUGGUUCGUAGAAUAUUUGAAGCAAAUAGAAUCACUUUCACUGAUGAUGAGUUACCCACAGAAGGUUCUGGUCACAAUAAGGCUUUGCAUCUGACUAUCAAAUGCGAAGGAUAUUACAUAAAAGGGGUAAUGAUCGAUGGAGGUUCAGGAGUAGAUAUCUGUCCUCUCUCUACUUUACAAAAAUUAAAAAUCAGCCUAGAUAGGAUUCGGUCCAAUAAUGUAUGUGUUCGGGCUUUUGAUGGUGCAAAACGAGACACAAUUGGUGAGGUAGAUCUUGCUUUGGUUAUUGGACCAGUUGAGUUUACGAUCACAUUUCAU